AUGCCAUACGGGGCAAAGCACUUCAACUUUACCGUAGCAGACGAAAUCACAAGCACCAAUCUGGAGAAGGAGUUCGUCUUCACAAAUCGGACAGUUGCACAACCGGCAAAAACGGUAUUGCAGCACAUCAUCUACUGGGUCGAUCAGUCGUUUUCAUAUCCCAAAUCGUCAUCGAACUACCUCAAAACCUGGGAUUUGGUGGCAGAGCUAGAGCGCUAUGUGUUUAAACGCCAUGACCAGGCACACCAAGUUGCCGACAUCACAGCCCAUAUUCGCGAGUUUAUGAGCAAGAUCUGCAACUACAUGUCGAAGAAGCCUUUGUGGCGGGAUCCGAUUGUCAUGGGCAAGCAGGUAUGAUCGGAUUACUCAGGGACAUGACUAUAUCACAGCAUUGCUAACAAGUUAUGAAGUUGACUCCACCGGAUGGUAAGACUGGUGUCCAAAGACGACACCCUGUUAGAUUUGGCCAAUUACCUGCACCGUUUUGAGCAGAAGAACUGGGCAGGGGUGGUGAAAAUGGUUGUCCAGUACGCCGGACCUGUUUUAACAGGACCAUUCGUGCAGUUCAAUGAUCCCGCGGCUCUUGUUAGAUAUCCAUCGCUCUUCACUUAACGGAUAUUUCUCCGUAUUGACCAAGAACAAAUAGAACAGGCUGACAGAUUACGGCCAUUCAAUUCA
This is a messenger RNA of Aspergillus melleus, 678 nucleotides long. RefSeq lists its product as uncharacterized. The transcript has 2 exons. The record is from RefSeq and is a predicted model, not a curated record. NCBI's taxonomy places the organism in Eukaryota, Fungi, Ascomycota, Eurotiomycetes, Eurotiales, Aspergillaceae. Bases 1 to 357 code for a protein of 118 amino acids.